CACCUUCUGAGGAUAUGGUAUAAAUGAGUUGUUGUUCUAUGUUGUUCGGCACGUGCAACACCCAUGGCCCAUGCAGCUGCAGCUCAGACACAUCGACGAUGCACGGGGGAUCCUUGAGGGCGGAUGAUUUCUUCCCGGAUCCAUAUGAUGCCGUGCUGAAGACUGGACGAUGGAGGCGCUUGCGCGUGCUGGGAAGCGGCGGUUUAGCGGUCGUCUACCUGGCGGAGGACAUGAAGGGAUCCCUGGGCAAAGUGGCACUUAAGGUUCUGCGGUCCCAAGCUCAACCGGUGCAUGCUUUUGAGCUACAUCGAGAGGCCUUUUGGUCUUUGACGAGGCUCCACUGCCGGCAGCAUGUCCGCUAUGAUCCUUUGAGGGCGAAGCUCUUCGUGAAAUAUUUGGAGGACCACACAGGCUUUGAUCGACAGGGAGCUUUGGAGAGCUUCGAGGAGCAUCGGAGGCGGCAUGAGGCAGAGGACUUUGACUGGACCGAGAUCCGAUCGUUUGCCACGAGGCCUUAUGUGGUGAUGGAGUACUUGCCGGGGCAGGUCUUGUGGGAUAUCCUGUCGCAGAGGCUAAAGACUUCACCCAUCACCUCAGAGGAGCGGCAAGCCAUUCUGAUCCAAGUGGCCAAGGCUUGCCUCUAUCUUCAAGAGCACCAGCUGAUCCAUCGUGAUUUGCGGCCGUGCAACCUCCAGCUUUGCCGACGGGGUCGCCAAUGCCAGGUGAAGCUCAUGGAUUUGGGCGUGAUGAUCGCUGUCGGGGCUUCCCGGGUUCAGCGUCGAGAGGACUGCCGAUCAAGCCAGACCCCCCUGGCACCACCACCCCUGGCCGCCGAGCCCGCGUUGCGGGCCUCCUGCAGCUUGGCCGUGCGGGUCUUCGGCGCCCAGCGAAGCCCCAAGGAGGGCUAUGACUGGCUCCCGCCAGAGGU
This is a messenger RNA of Durusdinium trenchii, 928 nucleotides long. NCBI's taxonomy places the organism in Eukaryota, Dinophyceae, Suessiales, Symbiodiniaceae. The record is from the annotation of a GenBank genome assembly.